Hermetia illucens (black soldier fly) is the source of this 1560-nucleotide messenger RNA. RefSeq names its product homeobox protein unplugged (gene unpg). Bases 95 to 1384 code for a protein of 429 amino acids. The transcript has 3 exons. Gene Ontology annotation, cellular component: nucleus. Gene Ontology annotation, biological process: regulation of transcription by RNA polymerase II; regulation of nervous system development. NCBI's taxonomy places the organism in Eukaryota, Metazoa, Arthropoda, Insecta, Diptera, Stratiomyidae. The record is from RefSeq and is a predicted model, not a curated record. Gene Ontology annotation, molecular function: RNA polymerase II transcription regulatory region sequence-specific DNA binding; DNA-binding transcription factor activity, RNA polymerase II-specific.
CGCUUGUGUUGCUCUGUUUCCGUUACUUUUGUGUCGGUUGCGUGGGGAUCGGUUGGAAUGUGGACGUUGUGAGUUGAACAGUGCACAUGCGAAAAUGGAUAAAAUUUUCGAAACGGCUCCGUCGUCGCGGAACAUGUCGCCACGUUACACGACGCCAUCGAAUACCACGACCUUUUCCAUAGAAAACUUGAUAGCGAGCAGAAAUUCACUGAGUGCGCGUAAGGUUGAAAAUGUAUCUCCCGUUCCGGCGGUCCAUCCGCGUCUGGAUACAGCGGAUCACACUGAUCGGUUAAACUACCCAAUGGACGCAUUUGCCCCUGUCGCGAACCUUAGCUUCGCGAAUUUCCCAAUGUAUAACCCGUGGAUGGGCUACUUGAGUCAGACUCAUGAGCGGUUAGCACAGUUAUUUUCGUAUGGGACUAUGGCAGGUUCUGAACAAAGACAGAACCUAGCGAACCUAGUUGCCCCGGGAGGGUACGACAGAUUAGCCCCUGACAGGAUGGACCCUCGGAUACUACUGGGUCACCCUGCACUAGGUAGUGAGAAGCUUUCCAGCUUCAUGGCUGGUGGCAAUGGUGAAAACCUCGCAAACACAAAAGUGUCUAAAUUAGUCAUAAAUGUCGGAGACUGUGAAAAUUAUUUCGGAGAUAGUGCGUGCAGUGAUGAGAACCGAAGGAACGAUGCAAAAACUGAGAAUUAUGCAAGGAGUGAUACGGAAAAGAAUGAGGAGUUCGAGGAUAGUGCCGAUUCGUCCAGUGAUAUAAGUUUAACUAUGUCUCCAAACGCGGAGAGUAAAAAUAAUGAUUGUCCGUCAGAUAGCGAAGAUUAUUCUGAAGAUGGAAAUACAGUUCUCAACAUGUCUGGUGGUAACAGCUUUUCCGAUAAAUCAUCCCAGGAUAAUGGUGGAGGAAGUAAUUCAAAGUCAAGGCGGCGACGUACAGCGUUUACAUCAGAACAAUUGCUAGAGCUGGAGCGGGAGUUCCAUGCGAAGAAGUAUCUUAGCCUUACCGAAAGAAGUCAAAUCGCGACUAGUUUGAAACUUAGUGAAGUUCAGGUAAAAAUUUGGUUUCAAAAUCGUCGUGCGAAGUGGAAACGUGUUAAAGCUGGCCUUACUUCCCACGGUAUCAGCAGAACAGGUACCGGAACUAGUGGAACAAAGAUUGUAGUCCCAAUACCAGUUCAUGUGAACCGAUUUGCAAUACGCUCUCAGCACCAGCAGAUGGAGAAAAUGGGUCUAACUGGACCUAAGCCGGACUUGCGACGAAAUCCUGCGCUAGACUUGAGCGGAUUCGAGAAGUUUGGAUCGCAUAAAGACGCCGCACCGCCACCAUUGCCACCGCCGACCCAUUGGCCACCUAUCAGUGAUUGCAAGGACAACGUUUAGGAAGAGACCAGAUGAGGUGUCUUUCAUUGUUUUCAAUUACUGCAUAUUGUACAUAUUUUGAGAGUAAACUAGGCUAUUUAAAGUGAAGGAAAAGAAAAGACGAAAAAUGUAAAUAUUUCAAGAUUAUUUUGCUGGAGUUAUGAAAUAUUAAAUGACGAAUGUUUUAUACCAUGAAA